CAGAGGCUCCGGCCCGCGCGCAGCCCGGCUCCCGCCCGCCACUCCCAGGAUGCCCGUGGCCGAGGCUCCCCAGGCGGCCGGAGGACCCGGUGACGGCGGCGGUGGAGACGGCGAGGAGGCGGAGCCGGAGGGAAUGUUCAAGCCCCCCAAGCGCCCCAAGAGGGGGGUCCGGAACUACCUCCGCCUGGCGCCCCUGGGCCUAGGGCUGGUGGCGCUGGUGUCCGUGGGGGCGCUGCUCUGGCACUUCCUAGGGUCCAGGGCCCAGGGCAGCGUCAGCCAGGUGUACUCGGGCAGCCUCCGGGUGCUCAAUCGCCGCUUCUCCCAGGACCUGGCCCGCCGCGAGUCCAGCGCCUUCCGCAGCGAGACCGCCAAAGCCCAGAAGAUGCUCCAGGAGCUCAUCGCCAGCACCCGCCUGGGGAGCUACUACAACUCCAGCUCCGUCUACUCCUUCGGGGAAGGCCCCUUCACCUGCUUCUUCUGGUUCAUCCUGCAAAUCCCGGAGCACCUCCAGCCCGUGCUGGACCCCGAGCUGGUGCGGUCGCUCCUGGUGGAGGCGCUUGUGGCCAACGGCUCCCAGCCUGCUCCCUACCGAGCCGAGUACGAGGUGGACCCCGAGGGCCUGGUGAUCCUGGAAGCCAGCACGAGGGACCUAGUGGCGCUGAACGCCACUUUGGGCUGCUAUCGCUACCACUCCGUGGGGCAGGGCCAGGUCCUCCGGCUGAAGGGGCCCGACCACCUGGCCCCCAGCUGCCUGUGGCACCUCCAGGGCCCGGAGCCCCUCAUGCUCAAGCUCCGGCUCGAGUGGACGCGGCCCGACUGCAGGGACCGGCUGGCCAUGUACGACGCGGCUGGGCCCCUGGAGAGGAGACUCAUCACCUCGGUGUACGGCUGCAGCCGCCAGGAGCCGGUGGUGGAGGUGCUGGCGUCGGGGGCCGUCAUGGCGGUGGUCUGGAAGAAGGCUCUGCACAGCUACUACGACCCCUUCGUGCUCUCCGUGCAGCCCGUGGCCUUCCAGGCCUGUGAGGCCAACCUGACCCUGGAGCGGCGGCUGGAGCCUCAGGGAACCCUCAGCACCCCCUACUUCCCCAGCUACUACUCCCCCACCACGCACUGCUACUGGCAUCUCACGGUGCCAUCCCUGGACUAUGGCCUGGCGCUCUGGUUCGACGCUUAUGCACUGCGGAGGCAGAAGUACGGGCUGCCCUGCACCCAGGGCCAGUGGACCAUCCAGAACAGGAGGCUGUGCGGCCUCCGCACCCUGCAGCCCUACGCCGAGAGGAUCCCCGUGGUGGCCACCGCCGGCAUCACUGUCAACUUCACGUCGCAGAUCUCACUCACGGGCCCCGGCGUGCAGGUGUACUACGGCCUGUACAACCAGUCGGACCCCUGCCCCGGGGAGUUCCUGUGCUCGGUGAACGGGCUCUGCGUGCCCGCCUGUGACGGGGUCAAGGACUGCCCCAACGGCCUGGACGAGAGGAACUGUGUCUGCAGAGCCACCUUCCAGUGCCAGGAGGACAGCACGUGCAUCUCGCUGGCCAGGGUCUGCGACCAGCAGCCGGACUGCCUCAACGGGAGCGACGAGGAGCAGUGCCAGGAGGGGGUGCCCUGCGGCACCUUCACCUUCCAGUGUGAGGACCGGAGCUGCGUGAGGAAACCCAACCCGCAGUGUGACGGGCAGGUGGACUGUAGGGACGGCUCGGACGAGCAGGACUGCGACUGUGGCCUCCAGGGUCCCUCGGGCCGCAUCGUGGGCGGGGCCGCGUCCUCCGAGGGCGAGUGGCCGUGGCAGGCCAGCCUCCAGGUCCGCGGCCGGCACAUCUGCGGGGGCGCCCUCAUCCAUGACCGCUGGGUGAUCACAGCUGCCCACUGCUUCCAAGAAGACAGCAUGGCCUCGCCGGCGCUGUGGACCGUGUUCCUGGGCAAGGUGUGGCAGAACUCGCGCUGGCCGGGCGAGGUGUCCUUCAAGGUGCGCCGCCUGCUGCUGCACCCCUACCACGAGGAGGACAGCCACGACUACGACGUGGCGCUGCUGCAGCUCGACCACCCCGUGGUGCGCUCGGCCACCGUGCGCCCCGUCUGCCUGCCCGCGCGCUCCCACUUCUUCGAGCCGGGCCUGCACUGCUGGAUCACGGGUUGGGGCGCCCAGCGCGAGGGCGGCCCCACCAGCAACGGGCUGCAGAAGGCAGACGUGGAGCUGGUGCCCCAGGACCUGUGCAGCGAGGCCUACCGCUACCAGGUGACGCCCCGCAUGCUGUGUGCCGGCUACCGCAAGGGCCACAAGGACGCCUGCCAGGGAGACUCCGGGGGCCCGCUGGUGUGCAAGGAGCAGAGUGGCCGCUGGUUCCUGGCGGGGCUGGUCAGCUGGGGCCUGGGCUGCGGCCGCCCCAACUACUUCGGCGUCUACACGCGCAUCACCGGGGUCAUCGGCUGGAUCCAGCAGGUGCUGACCUGAGGAGCUGGGCCACGCCACCUCUCGGACUCUCACAGCCCGGGGCGCCCCCUGGCGGCAGGGAGCAAGUAUUGGGGGGCGGGGUGCCGGGCUUUUGCGGGGCUGGAGGUGCCCCGCCCCCCCCCCCCCCCCGCGCCCUCCCCGUGGAGGUUCGGGGCAGGGGAGCGGUCAGCCUGCACCCCCAUUCUCCCCCCCACUUCCCCCCUGCUGACUGUGGGGGGCCGGGGAGGCGGUCACAGCGACACCGCGGCUCCGUGUCCUGGGGGGCAGCAGAGACGCCCCACCGCA
Sorex araneus (European shrew) is the source of this 2737-nucleotide messenger RNA. RefSeq names its product transmembrane serine protease 6 (gene TMPRSS6). The record is from RefSeq and is a predicted model, not a curated record. Gene Ontology annotation, molecular function: protein binding; serine-type endopeptidase activity. The transcript is spliced from 18 exons. NCBI's taxonomy places the organism in Eukaryota, Metazoa, Chordata, Mammalia, Eulipotyphla, Soricidae. Bases 50 to 2452 code for a protein of 800 amino acids. Gene Ontology annotation, biological process: proteolysis.